GUUGGGAUCUUGGCUGGCAUUUCCAUAAACAAGUUUCCUCCAUGGAAAGUCCUCUUAAUUGGCGCAAUAUCUUGCUUCUCGGGGUAUGGGGUCAUUUGGCUUGCCAUUACUCAAAGAGUUGGGAACAUGCCUUAUACUCUGGUAUAAUUGAACCUCUAUCUCAAGUCUGUAAAUUUUUGUGGUCCAUUUCUGCUAUUUACAGUUAUAGACUGUUCUCUGCUAAUUGAUCCAAUGAGUUUUAUGGUCUAUUUGUUUAACUAAAUUAAAAUGUUAAUAGGAUUAAAUACUAAAAGGGUUUUUCUCUCCAUAGUACUUUCUUCUCCCUUUGAUAUUACUUGCUAACUCUUUCUUAAACUCAUUGCAAUUCUUUACCAUAAUCUGCAUGCAUGUUGCUUUGAUGAUCUAUGAUGCUCGUUUCAAAAUUUCGAACAUAUUUAUUACUUUUGGUUCCUUCUGACUCAUGCUAGAAUUAUUUAUCACAAAAUGACUGUUGAGAUUAUUUUGACUCUUUUCAGCUAUAUGAAGUCAUAAUCCUUGGUAGAUGCAGCUCAGUAAAGUAAUGUGUAGUGUGCUUAUGAUUAUUUACUCUGUCCAUCUUGAUUCUGUGUUAAUAUAAUGUUAGCAACAGUUUAACUCUCAAACACGAGUUUCAAGAACUAAUCUACUCAAAUAUAAACAUGUAAUUAGAGUAUUAUACCUUAAUGAAUUAGUCAACUGGACAUGUAAACCAGAGAGUUAUAAGUUGAUGUCAUUGUUUAGAUUUAUGAAGCUAGUUCUGGACUGUUACUGCAGGUGUAUAUGGCCACCUCUGGAGUCUGUUUUUGAAACGUUCAUGAUUCAUGUAUAGAACUUGUUUUAACAUUUUAGCCCAUUUAACACGUAUUCUCAAAAAGAUAGAGAAAUGUUUACUCAAAAAAAAAAAAAAUAGAGAAAUGGGGGCCAAAAUUGAGAAGGAAAGUUCUAAAAACUUCUUGUUUGAGAAGUCGUUUAGCCAAUAGCUUUGUCUAUUGGCUUAUUCAUAUGGUCAACAACCCAAGAUAUGUUUGAUAAUGGCUUUUCACCAGCAAAAAUAAAAUAUCUGUCUCGGGCAGCUUAUUAGCUUUUCAGCCCAUAGUAACAAAGCUGAUUAUUUUACAUGCUCCUGCUUUUUUUUUUCCCCUUUUAACGUUCUUUGAUGUAUUUUUGUUCUUCCUACUCGUAUGUUUUUCUUCACAAAUCCACUCAUGACUCCGAUGACCUUAACAUUAACCCUCCAGUGGGAACAACCAAAAAGGGCCGGAGGGAGUGUGAACUAGACUAAAAAUGAUACACAUCAUAGCUCAUGCUAGCAGCUGAAUCAGCUGAUACAAAACAGUUGAUUCUACUUGCUGAUCAAACAAGUCAAACGAACCAGCUAACUAGCUUUCCAUUCUAUCUGUUUCUGAGGCUAAGGGUCUUGCAGCAACCAUCUCACAACUCGAAAUGCAAGCUUACGGCUGCAAAUUUGUGGGUUGCACUGCUUAUUGGGGCCAACAGCUGUGCAUGGUUCCAAACGGCUGUUGUGGUCACCAACAUGAAGAACUUCCCUCUUAGUAGGGGAACUGUAUCUGGAAUUCUGAAGGGUUAUGUUGGUCUUAGUGCUGCUAUGUAUACAGUCAUAUAUGGCGCUAUUCUUAACAAGUCUGAUUCUGCUUUUCUGCUUUUCCUAGCUCUUGGCCUUCCUGUCAUAUGUUUUUGUGUCAUGUACUUUAUUAGACCUUGUACGCCAGCUUCUGGAGAAGAUUCCUCAGAGCACGGACAUUUCCUCUUUACUAAAGGGGCCUGCAUUCUUCUUGCUAUCUAUCUCCUUGCAGUUACAAUUAUAAAUGAUAAGUUUUCCCUAGCGAAACCUAUUUCCUACACUUUCUUUGGCAUAAUGGUCCUGUUCUUGUUGGCCCCUUUUGCAAUUCCUAUCAAGAUGACUUUUUUCCCUGCCAGUAAGAAACCCGUCAAUUCAUCUGAGAAAUUACCAUUUAUCGAAGGAGCAUCAAGUAUCAAAGAACCCUUGCUGGAGGCAUCUCCAACAACAGCAAGGUCAGUACCAGUAACAACAACAGCAGACUGUGUGGCCUCCUUGGCUGGCGAUGUUUUGAAAGAAUCUCCAUCGGAACCAUCAACAAGAAUUGACAUGGAUGAAGAAAUUGCUUCAGAAUUUGAUAACCUUCGAGCUUCGGAUGAAGGGUUAUCAGAUCCAAGGAGGGUCGAAAAGGAAGAAUCAUUCUUGGCGUCAACUGUUUUAGAGAGUGAAGAUGAUACUGAAAGCAAAUAUCACAUGAGAGAACAUCCAUUAGCAUCAUUUGUUGAGAGCUUUGUAGGGGGUGAUAAUGAAGCUUCUCGUAUGAAUAUACUCUUGGCACUCGGAUUUGGGGCAAGGGGACUGCGUAGGGGAGAGGAAUUUAAAUUUCAUGAAGCAGUAUUCAAGGCUGAUUUCUGGCUUCUUUGGCUGGUGUAUUUUAUAGGUGUGGGUACUGGAGUAACUGUUCUCAACAAUUUGGCACAAAUAGGUUUUGCCCAAGGGGAGUACGAUACUAGUGUCUUGCUUGCUUUGUUUGCCUUCUUCAACUUUGUGGGCCGCCUAGGUGGUGGUGUUUUUUCCGAGCACUUGGUCAGGUCCAAAAACAUUCCACGGACAAUAUUGAUGAGCAUGGCUCAAGCUGUUAUGGUGGUAACUUUCCUGCUUUAUAGAUCAUCUCUGGGUGCAACUCUGUAUGCAGCUACUGUACUGCUUGGGAUCUGCUAUGGCGUACAUUCAGCUGUAAUGACUCCAGUUGCCUCUGAGCUUUUCGGGCUAAAACAUGUGGGUGUCAUUUACAAUUUUAUACAGCUUGGAAAUCCUCUUGGUGCAGCCCUCUUCUCAGUGCUACUUGCAGGUAAUAUAUAUGAUGCUGAAGCAGCAAAACAAGGAGUCUCUACGUGCAUGGGCGCCUCGUGUUUUGGACUAACAUACCUUGUUCUUGCCGGAGUUUGUGGUUUAGGAGUCAUAUUAGGCCUAAUUCUUACUAUCAGAAUUAGACCUGUCUAUCAAAGGCUUUAUGGUAGUGGAUCUUUCUACAUUCUUCAGUCAUCUGCUACUUGACGUGAGCCCAAAGGUUUAACCGGCUUCAUCAACCUUAACUUGCUAAUCAUUUCUGCCGUCUUUUCAAAAUCUUGUUUAUGUGUUCUAUGUCUGUGUUCUAGUGGAUUCAUAUAGUCUUCCACACUUGUUACGAUCUUUUCUUAGAACAUGAUCAUACCUCAUGAUCAAGUGACUUGGGUGUCUAAUACUACUGUUAAAAUUCUGCGAUACGUUCGGGUGUUUCUGUAAGUAGGUUAAUCCAAGGCUAAUUCCUCUCCACAUGAGCAAAAAUGAGCAGUUUACUUGAAAACUAAUUGCAGUCUUGAGCAUACUA
This is a messenger RNA of Beta vulgaris subsp. vulgaris (sugar beet), 3407 nucleotides long. RefSeq lists its product as hypothetical. Bases 1322 to 3094 code for a protein of 590 amino acids. NCBI's taxonomy places the organism in Eukaryota, Viridiplantae, Streptophyta, Magnoliopsida, Caryophyllales, Amaranthaceae. The record is from RefSeq and is a predicted model, not a curated record. The transcript is spliced from 3 exons. Gene Ontology annotation, cellular component: membrane.